Molecule: messenger RNA, 2122 nt
Organism: Pseudophryne corroboree (corroboree frog)
Lineage: Eukaryota; Metazoa; Chordata; Amphibia; Anura; Myobatrachidae
Product: putative nuclease HARBI1
Exons: 2
Coding region: 552-1574 (340 amino acids)
Source: RefSeq, a predicted model, not a curated record
AGUACAGUACUUUAUCGCAAAAAAACGGACAUUCAAAAUUCGACUUUUGGCAAUUCGACUUUUUUCGCAUUCGACUUUUCUGCAAUGGUACAGAUGCUGCAAUUCGCCCAAAGCAUAUUCAAUUCAAGUUUGGAAAUUCGCCUGCAGUGCUUUUCGACCGCAAAUUCGACUAUUUCAGUCCGCCUCAGUUGACUGGCGGGAUCUAAAAAAAAAAUUUUAGUACAUGAUUUUUUUUGAUAUUUGAGGAUUGCUAGUAGCAUAUCUAUUUAUAUUUGAAAGGAUUAUCUACUUGGUUUGUCUUUUUUUGCUUCACAAGUAUUAUUUAAUUGAUUUUUUAAAGGAAUAUUUUUUUCUUCAAUCUCCUGAGGGAAAUUUACCCAUGAUUCCACAGUUUUACCCAGGAUACACUUCUGCAAAGCCCCUCCUAUCUCCUCACUCCCAGGUUUGAGACUACAGGGAGAAGGAGCCAUUUUACAGUCAGCUCUGUGGAAUCGUUUUUUUAGGAAAAUUCCUGCGUUUUAAAACACAUUCCUAUUUUUGUACUGACUACAAUGAUGGAGCCUUUUUCUGACCAGAUUGUGAUGUUCAUGCUGGCUGCAAGCAUGAUGGAGGAAGAAAGUGCUGAUGAACAUCAGGAUCCAGGUCAGCAAAUGUCUGCAUUGGGUGAGCCAGUAUUGCGGGUUUCAUUUCCACGUCCACGCCAGUAUCGCACUAGGCGUGAACUGGAGGAUCUCAGCGAGUUCGAGGUGAUACAAAAUUAUCGCUUAUCGACUCGCGACAUAUAUUCGCUGUUCGCUCUGUUGGAGGCCGACUUGGAACCUCGGGCACGGACAAAUCGUGCAAUCAGCGGUUUUCAGAAACUGCUGGGGACGUUACAUUUUUUGGCGUCAGGCACAUUCCAGCCUACACUGUCUCAAACAUGCGGUUUUUCACAGUCGACACUGUCGCGCUGUAUAACCCAGGUCAUUAGGGCUUUCCGCAAAUUGACGAUCCAGUACAUUACAUUUCCAGAGACGGACAGCGAAUGUCGUGAGAUCAAAUUAGGCUUUUUCAACAAAUACAAAUUUCCCAAUGUGCUGGGCGCGAUUGACUGUACCCACGUGCAGAUCAGACCGCCACGGAAUUCAGAGGAAUGUUUUCGGAACCGAAAACAGUUCCAUUCCCUGAACGUGCAAGCGGUCUGUGAUGUAAACAUGAGAUUUUUGAACAUUUUUGUUGGAUUUCCUGGAUCAUCUCACGACUCCUUCAUCCUAAGCCAGUCAUCGCUGUUUGACAAGUUCGAAACAGGAAACAUGCCUGGUGGCUGGCUGUUAGGCGAUGCGGGUUAUCCAAACAAACCGUGGCUGUUGACCCCAUUGUCUAAUCCUGUUGGUAGAGCAGAAAAACGUUACCAAGAGACACACAUUGCAUCGAGGCAAAUAAUUGAACGUGCCUUCGGUGUACUUAAAAGCCGGUUUCGAUGUUUAGACACUUCUGGCGGUGCUCUUUUGUACUCACCGUCGAAGGUUUGCGGCAUGGUAAAUGUGCAUGUUGUAUUUUACACAACAUAUGUGUCGCAAACCGUUUGCCGGUGACUCUUCGUCGUAGUGCUUUCCGACGCAGGAACCGGUCUUCUGCUCUACCGGUGGGUAUGGGCGAAGGAGAGGAUUCCCGGCGGACAUUGAUCCAAAAUUAUUUUGCAGUUGCCUGUGAGUAUACUGACAACAUUUGUAUUAUCGUGUAAACUGACAUUGGAAUAUUUUUUAAAAAACCUCUUCAUUUAUCUAUUUCAGAGUUUUACAUCCUGUUGAUGUAUAUCCCCAGGCCCGUUUGUACAGUUCGUUCCCCCCUGUUUUAUCCUGUUGGGUUACCGCAAAUAUUUGACCCUUUUAUCCAACUCUACCAUGGGCGACCUACUGGAGAUGUGGACCUGACCCUCCGCCAUGUAGCAGACAACCCCCUCAGGUGAGAUGUAUUGACCAAGACUCCCUUGUCCAAAAUCACCCCGGCAUGUCCAAAGUGCAGCCCUCCGGCAUUUGCAAGACUGCACAUCCAAACAUUCCCUCCUGAUACACCAAUGCUUGUCAGGGAAUGUUUGGAUGUGUAGUGACGCGAGUGGCGGAGGGUUGCAUUUGGACCCACU